AUGGAAGUUGCAGCGAGAGAGGCAUGUUGUAUUCCUCAUAUUGGAUGCUACGCUCAUACACUCAACUUGGCAGCGCAAAAGGGCCUUAAGGUGAACGCCGUGUCACGAAUUCUUGCUCGUGUAUGGCGCGUCGUAUCCUUUUUCUUCUUUUUUUACCGUAGUACGACUGCUGCAGCUUUGCUAAAAGAGAAAACUAAACAGCUAGGACUUAAAAAUGUUAAGUUACUGCAAGAUGUACCUACACGGUGGAAUUCUGCGUGUGAUAUGCUGGAGAGGUUUCGUGAACUGCAGCCCGCAAUCUACGCUGUACAAGUGGCUAAAGAAAUUCGUAGCAAUGUGAAUGACAUAUCAACAUUAUCUGAGGCAGAUAUCACGAUAGCAGAGGACAUUGUGGCGUGCCUUCUUCCACUGAAAGCAAUUACAACUGUAUUAUGCACAGAGAAGAUGCCUACUGUAUCUAUCAUUCUUCCACUCCAGAAAAAAUUGCUGACAAGUGUUCUGGUUUCUAAAGAGAUGGAUUCUGAUGUUAUUAAACAGAUGAAGAAGACGAUGGCUUCUGAUCUGGAUAGCAGGUAUGCCAAUAAGCAGGAGUUUUUGCAGGAGUGUACUGUUUUGGAUCCUCGCUUCAAAGCAUCCUGUGUCACUACAGAGCAGCAACAUGAGGUGUAUGACAGACUUGCUACCGAAGCAGCUAGUUUGAAGUCACAACCUCAGUUACCUGUAUCUGGGAAGGUGGAACCGAGCACAUCAACCCCAACAGUUACUGACCUACCGGCGUUACCAGACUUGCCAGAUGUUGAAUCAGCUGAUUUACAGUCCGAUGUCAAACUAGUAGAUGAUGUCAAGUCUGUCACUGCAAUCACGACAAAGAUUACUAGUGACCUCACUACUCAGUCUGGUUGUGCUAGUGGUGGUUUAGCCUCCAUUUUGGGUGAUGUUGUUUUUAUAAAGAAGGAGAUGUUACCCCAGAAAUCCAAUUUGGAACAGGCUAUAUUUGAGAUUGAUGUGUUCAAGGGACAGGCACUAAUACCAGUGUCAGAAGACCCAUUGGUCUGGUGAAAAGGACACCAAUGGCAGUUUCUUCUCUCCCAAUUAGCAAGGAAACGGCUGUGUAUUCCAGCGACCUCGGUACCAUCCGAGCGUGUAUUCAGUACAGCUGGGGACAUUGUAACAGCACAGAGGGCCGCACUCAAUCCUGAAGUAGUAGACAUGUUGAUUUUCUUGAACAAAAAUAUGGCCUGAAACAUUUAGCCUCACAGAUGAAAAUAAUAAAGAUCAUUAAAAAGUUUAUACCUUCUGCUUUUAUUAAAAAACAACCCAUAAAUAUUAAAUUUAAAUAAUAUCAAGUAUAUUGCAAUACAUAUUGCAAUACGGUUUCUUAUAUCGCAAUAUAUCGCAAUACGGUUUUGACUGUAUCGUUGCACCCCUACCACCCACCCUCAAUUUCUGAACCCUGCGCAAGACUGCUUGGAUGACAAGAAAGCAGAAUUUUUGUUAACCGACCUGGCAAACCCCACGUUACCGGGUCCUUCCCCAGAUUUCUUGAUCUGUGAUGUAUCAAUUUUUAACAUAACUAAAUGACUGGUAAUUGAUAAACAUUAACUGAUACAUAAAUAGAAAAGCUAAAGUUUGACACGAUUCACGCUUUUGAGAGCAAAAACAAACAGCGCUAACAAUUAUUACAAAUGCUCUUUGAAGUUAACCAGACUGUGUCUAUAAUUAUUAUGUAGCGAGGCUCUCCACCACGGACGAACAUCCACAACCAAAGACAGGAUAAUUUCGUUCCACUUAGUCUAUUUAGCUUAAUCUAUUAUUCUGUAAUUAUGACCCUAAUCCUCGACAGCCAAGACCACCCGAGACAGGCGCGUUUCACUUGUUUGACAUGAUUGACAAUACAUUCGUCUUUAAAAUACAAUCGGCAACGACAGUUUGAUCAAUCCACACGCUUAGAGGUGCAUACUCUAUUAAAUCUUUAUGGCGGGACCAAAGAAUUAGGUCGAGAGAUCGAGUUUAUUGAGUUUUCGAAGGUCUUUAUUACUAGUUUGUACAGCAACUCGGCGGGGACCGUCGCUUCAGAUUGAGAGAUCGACAUUUUCGAGAGAUCGAAGGUGGAGUGAUCGAAGUUUGACUGUAUAUACAAUAUAUAGAUAUUUAUACAUCAAUACAUACUAGCCAGUGCCAGGUCUGCCCACUGUGUCAUGCACGUAAACGGGGUCGACCGCGUAGAUUAUAGGCCCCAGGCAUGUGGUUGAGUUAAACAGUCACCGAGCAUGCCAAACACAGCAUAUUUUAAGAUAAAGAUAAAAUUUUACCUUUAAAAAUAUGGCAAAUGUAUAUGCUUCACUUAAUUCUGGACCUCACGUUUAUUAUGAUUGCCAACGUGGAUGUUUUAUUUUUCGUCUCAUUUGAAUUCUAACGACAGAGAAUUAAUUUAGGUGGUUUUUGAUAUCCUUAACAAUCAACCGCUUGCUGUUAUGGUCUUAUUGUUUGUCAUAAUCAUUCAGAGUACAUUAAUUAUUUUACAAGCUGUUGAAAUAGCCAUUACUUGAACGACUUUUAUUCUUACUAAAAAGAAAUGUAUAUAACAUUCAAUGCUAUUGUUAUAAAUGAGUUAUUUGUUUCUUAUCUAAGGGUGGACUGAUGUCCCAAUCCCCAUCACUCGCUUCAUAAAGAUUUUGAUUAGCCAUUCAAAUGAUUAUAUGUUAAUGUCUUUACUAAAGUACACACCUAAUUCAUCAUUUCCAGAUGCCGUGGAUAUUGCAGAAAUGCCAUCCCUCGACGUAGACUGAGAAAUAGCUGCAUCGAGCAAGAAAACCCUACCUAACAUCUUUAGGUUAGGAGAAAAGGGAAGAAGAAAACUGUGUUAAUAUGUUACGUUGUGCGUUUUAACACAAUUUUAAAUAAGACGUUCUUAUCUUUUGACUGUUUUUGAAAUCUUGUUUAAAAUUAAUUUGUUGACAGAAGAUUUUAAAAAUGUAUUAAUGUAGAUUUGUCAUUCUGUUGUUGACAUACAUUACGUUAUUAGUCCAUGUAAAAAUAAAAUACAAAACUGAAGGCACGCAAUAACUAGUUGAAUGCAUGUAAUACGAACAAACGUAAUUAUGCAGUAUCAAAGUUAUAGGUGUCAUAUUUAGUUAUUUUUGUCAUAUUUAUUUCUGAUAAAUUAAUCUGAUUAAUCGAAUCCUCCACAUGUAAUUGUUGCAUAAAUUGUAAUGUGCUAUGACGUUUUAUAAAUAGUGGGUUUUCCAUGACGUUUUGAUUAAAAAUAUAAAAGUUCAUAAAAAAAAAUGCUUCAUGAUGUACUCACUGAAAUAGCAGUCUUUUAAAAAAAAAAUGUGAAUGUGGAAAUGCGAUCUAAAUUGAAACUGAGACGUCAUAUGUGAAGUAAAGUUUGUUUUAUUUAACGACGCCGCUAGAGCACAUUGAUUUUUUAUCUUAUUA
Gigantopelta aegis is the source of this 3441-nucleotide messenger RNA. Its product is annotated as zinc finger BED domain-containing protein 4-like. Bases 1 to 1059 code for a protein of 352 amino acids. The transcript has 3 exons. The record is from RefSeq and is a predicted model, not a curated record. Lineage: Eukaryota; Metazoa; Mollusca; Gastropoda; Neomphalida; Peltospiridae.